Puma concolor (puma) is the source of this 1286-nucleotide messenger RNA. The record is from RefSeq and is a predicted model, not a curated record. Lineage: Eukaryota; Metazoa; Chordata; Mammalia; Carnivora; Felidae.
AUGUACGUGCAUGCAGAGUUUGCAUUUGUCCCAAGAUCUUACGGACUAACACGAGCUGUUGUCUCCCUCCAGGUCAUCCAGGCUGUGUUUUUUGGUAUUUGCGUGCUGACUGAUCUUUCCAGUCUUCUGACUAGAGGAAGUGGGAACCAAGAACAAGAAAGGCAGCUCAAGAAGCUUAUCUCGCUCCGGGACUGGAUGUUAGCCGUACUGGCCUUUCCUGUCGGGGUUUUCGUUGUAGCGGUGUUCUGGAUCAUUUAUGCCUAUGACAGAGAGAUGAUUUACCCGAAGUUGCUUGAUAAUUUUAUCCCAGGGUGGCUGAAUCACGGAAUGCACACAACAGUUUUGCCCUUUAUAUUAAUUGAGAUGAGGACAUCACACCAUGCGUAUCCCAGCAGGAACAGCGGACUCGCCGCCAUAUGUACCUUCUCUGUUGGCUAUAUAUUAUGGGUGUGCUGGGUGCAUCACGUAACUGGGAUGUGGGUGUAUCCUUUCCUGGAACACAUUGGCCCAGGAGCCAGAAUCAUCUUCUUUGGGUCUACAACCAUCUUAAUGAACUUUUUGUACCUGCUGGGAGAAGUUCUGAACAGCUAUAUCUGGGAUACACAGAGAAGUAUGGAAGAAGAGAAAGAGAAGCCUAAAUUGGAAUGAGAGCUAAGUCUAAAUGAAAGAGCUGGAUUGAGCCACCAUUGAGGACUCUUACCCCCUGGGCAUUGGCAAUACAGGAGAGGAAGCAGCAAAGAAAGCAGUGGGAUUCACCUCGGCCUCUCUGCCCCAGAGCGGGGGGCACCUUUAUAGAGAAGCUUAUAUACGAAUAGGAUACAGUUAUUUCCAAAAUAACUUGCCCUCAUUAUGUUUUAAAGAAGACUUUCCAAAGUCAUUACUGAUAAUAACAUCUUUUUUUUUUCCUCUUCUAGUUUUUAAAACUAAAAUUGGUCAUUGGAUUUUAAUUUUUGCAAUUGUGAUUCCAUUUAAUUGAGGAAGAAUACAACUCGGUUGUGUUUCUUGUUGAGAAAUACGUGAAAAUCAAAGGGAUAGAUGUAAAGCAAGGCAUUUGCGUAUUGAGUCCUGCAGGUGGCUGGAUAAGGACCCUGGACCACAGGGCAAGUCUGGAGGAAAUAUGCUGGAUGUUCUGUAUUGCAAUAAUGUCACCAUUGCCUCAAACAGGCAAUGUUAGUAAUAAUCACAUGAAGUUAGUCAAAACCUAAGUGUAUCUGGAUCUCAUGACUUAAUCUUGUGAAACUUUUCAUAUAUGCAAACAAACCUUAAUAAAGACCAAGUAACCCCAA